AUGAUAACUAAAAAUUAUAAUAUAUCAAAAAAUGUUAUAAGACAGAUAGGAAUAGGAGUGAAUAAAUCUAUUUGUUUUACAUGUAAAAAUAUAAAUAUAUUGGGAAAAUGUCAGAAAAUAUGUAUAAAACAUUUUUUGAUAUUUAAUAAAAUUCUGUUGUUAUUUAUUUUAGUAUGGAUAUUUCAAUAUAGUAAUGAAGAAUUUACCUGUAAAGGUAGUAGAUCAACAAAGCAAGAUGAAGAGAAAGCAUCCUUAAGAUUUUAUAGAUUAUUAGCCCAAAGUUAUGUAUUUAAUUCCCGUUUGGAUGGAUUUCAUAAUUAUUCUAAUGCAGAGAAUGAAAGGAUGUUUAUGCGAAAUUAUAUGAAUGAUGGUUUGUUUAAAUCCCAAGCGUAUAAUGAAUCAGAAAAAAGAGAUAAUUUAAGAAAUAAUAUAUACAAUGAACAAAAUGAUUUUGCUAAAGAAGGAUAUUCGAGAGAAUAUGACAGCAAAUAUAACUCUGCAGAAUUUGGUACAUCUAGAAAGAAAAAUGAUGGAAGAAAUCCAUUUAAUUAUCAAUCGAAUAAUGAAAAUAAUAAACCUGCUUCAUAUAUGAAUGAGGAUAUUUAUAAUAAAAAUUAUUAUAACCAAAGAGAAAAUAUAGAUGAAUUAAAUAAAAAAUUACAUGAUGAUUGGUCGAAUUUUUUAAAUGAAGAUUAUUCUAAUGAAUUUGAAAGUAAUAAUUUUAAUUCACCACAUUAUGAUACAUAUAAAUCAGAAUAUGAUACGUACAAAUCAGAAUAUGAUACAUAUAAAUCACAAUAUGAUACAUAUAAAUCACAAUAUGAUGAUAGAAAUAAAUAUUCCUAUCCAUCAAGAGAAGGGAAUUAUGUACCUCCUUUUAUGGAUGAAAAUGAUAAUAGAUUAAAUAACAAUUAUAGAAGUGGAUUUGAUGACACUAAAAAGAAUAAUAUAAAUGAUGAUAAAGGAAUGAAUUUUGUAAGAGAUGAAUUUUACGAUGAAUAUAAUAAUAAUAAUAUGAAUACAUCACCGGAAUAUAUGUUCUCACAAGAAUGGGAUAAUCAAAAUACACAUGAUGGAUUUCCAUCAGGAUGGAAUAAUUACAAUAGUGAAAAUAGUGAUCAUAAAGAUCAAAUAAAGGUUGAAACGCCAUAUAUUAGGGUAGUUGAAGAAGUAAAUGAUGAAUCAAAUAAUAAAAGAGAUAAUUAUGAUACGUUAAAUAAAGAUUCAUCAUGUAAUAGAAAUGAAAAAAUGGAAUACUAUUUCCAAUCAGAUAAAUUUCCAGUUGAUUGUAAAGGCAUAUAUACGAAUUCUAAUAUAAUAGUAGAAGAAUAUGAUACUCCUGUUGAUUUAAAAGAAACCAAUGAUAAUUUUUAUUCAUUUAAUGAAAAAUUAAAUAAUGAGAGACAAAAAAAAUAUAUGCGAGAAGAUAAAGAAUUUAUAAAUGAAAUGGGACAUAUGUCAUCAACAUCGUCAAAUUCUCCGUCAUCACAUUUUCCGUCACCACACUCACAACCCUCGUUUAUACCAGAAACGUUUCAAGAUUCCAAUAUUGAAUCACCAGAAUUUGAAUUACCGACUUUUGAAUCAGCAACUGUUCAUACAUCAGAAUAUGAACUACCGAAUUUUGAUAUAUUAGAAUAUGAUUUACCACAUUUUGAUCCAUCAGAAUUUAAACCUGAAAUUUUUGAUGAAUCAGAAUUUAAACCUGAAAUUUUUGAUGAAUCAGAAUUUAAACCAUCAGUUUUUGAUCCGUCCGAAUAUAAAAAUUCACCAUUUAAAGAAUCAAAAAUUUCAACAUCAUCACAUUCAACACGAUCUUAUGAAAAUGAAUUUAACUUAAGUACUGAUAGAAGAAAUAGUGAAUCGUCUUCUAGAAUACACGUUGAUGAUGAAAAUUAUAAACGUUUGAAAAAAAUAUUAAGUAACUUAUGUUCAAGUAGGGAAAAAAUAUAUGAUCUUAGUAAAGAAGAGAAAGAAUUCCUCGUAAAAAUGCUACAAUUAGAUUAUGAAGAUUUUAAUUUUAAUUAUAGAGGAAACACACGUAGUUAUAAUGAUUCAUCACCAUUCACAAAUUUUGAAUUAAAACGAAUACAUUUAAAAAUAAAAGCAUUUAUAUACAAAUGUCUUUUACGUUUAUUACAAUCUUAUGAAAAAUCAACUGAAAGUCGUGUAGGCAGUAAUAUAUAUGAUAUAUAUUAG
Plasmodium falciparum 3D7 is the source of this 2199-nucleotide messenger RNA. RefSeq lists its product as uncharacterized. The record is from RefSeq and is a predicted model, not a curated record. Lineage: Eukaryota; Apicomplexa; Aconoidasida; Haemosporida; Plasmodiidae.